CGUCGGUCUGUUUAAGUUUUUAUCCCGUUAGAAAUAAUUAGCCAACAUCGAUUCGACGUUUUUGAGAUAUUGAAGAUUCGAGAUUUUGAAAUACUAUUAUUAACUCUUCGUCUGUACACUGAUCCUAAAAGGGCACAAGCAAAAUUUUUCACUUGCGUAACCACAAGACUGGCGAUAGACAGAGCUUGGUUCCCCCUUAAUAAAUGAUCAAAAUAAUUAUUAAAAUUUAAAAUGUAGUCACUCAAGAGUAAUUAGGAAUUUUUUCCGAUUUUUUGAAUGUAUUUAACAUUUAAACAAAAGGAGAGAACAAAAAAGGGUCAGUGUACAGACCGCGUUAGUGAAAAUAAGUGUACAGACAGAGGGUUAAUGUGAGUAAAGUGUUACUAUUAUCCGCACAUCUACGCCUCCUCCUUGUGUAUAUUAAUUACAAACAUAAAUUCAAGGCGAUUCACGCUAUAAAUCUAAAUGGCAAAGCUUUUAGGAAAGCUUAAUGGGGAUUUGGUCUUGGACCUGUCAUGAUUGAAUGGAGAGUGACCGGAAAAGGCUAACCGUUCCCCAAGGACCGAUUCUGGUUCAACUGGAGCUUAUCUAAAGCUUUAACGAUGGCGGCGAUCUAUUACAGAUAAACGCGGUCCGGCAGGAAAGUAAAUAUCGAUAUCGUCGAAUGGAUAGUUUCACCCUAGACUUUCUUCACCUCUGUCGCUCGCAUGACCCCGAACCGAAGGGAAAAGCAAUGUAUGUGUCGAGACGUCCGUACAUUUUGUCGAUAUAAGAUCGAGGCGAUUGAGUCAGAAAGCAAUACUCUAAGAAAUGAAGAAAACAACCUGCUAAGAUUAAACCAAAUUUCAUUUCGUACGAAAAGAGGUUUCUACAAGAAUGAACUGUGAUAUUUAACAAAAACAUUUUAUAUAAUAAUCAUAUUAGCAGUAUAAUAUUAUUUUAUUAAAAUUGGUCUCGGUUUCGUAGAAUUAAAGUAAAGAAGCAUAAAAAAACAAGAUAAAAUUGUUGCCGCCGCCAAUGAUCCGUAAUAUGAAGAUUGUCUACAAUGAUCAUUUAUUAAUUAAGCAACGAAACCUUUUCCCCUGUUACUUGUUUCUUCUCCCCUUAGCAACACUGUUAUUCAAUUUUGAAAAUACUCCAUUCUCUGACUUGAUUCUCUGUAGCUCAAUAUAAUAGUAAUUGAAUUAUAAUUUCAUUUAUUGAGAUAUUGAUAUUCAAGCGCAAGCUAAUCAGUAGUAUUUCGGAGAUCGGGAAAUACAACAAAAAUAAAACAUAAUUUUCCUUUGUCUAUGCUCUAUUCCUCCCUCUUUUUCGGUAUACGGAAUACAGACUUUCGAGCACCGUCUCUUUGGACGUGGAAGAAGAAAAGCGAAAAGUGAGAGGUACCGAACUGUGGCAGCGUAAGCCUCCGAGAUAUAUCGUCCGUUUGAAUAACGUUGCAGCCCUUCUCUCUUUCCCUGCCCCCUCCCCUCUCUCUCUCUCUUUCCUUCUUGUUCUCUCUGCAUGUGUGUGUGUGGGUGUGUGUGUGUGUGUGUGUGUGUGUGUGUGUGUGUGUGUGUGUCGGCCCAUCUCGCCCCGGCAGCAGCCGUUUAUUAAACGAAUCAGUGUUAUCGCGGUGAGAGAGUCCUCAUGAAUAAACCAUCGAGUGUUUAGGGCAGCGGAAAGGUGGUGCCACGAGGGGUUACGAGCUUGCCGCGCGCGACCGCUUUUACCCCUCUUUCUGCUCUCCUCCAGGGGCAGGAUCUAACAGGCUCGGGGAUGGUAAGCUCGCCGCGGGGCGCGACUAUAUUGUUUUCGUGAUGAGCGGCAAGCGUUCUCUGGAUCUUGAAUGUAUACGGGAUAAUUUUACGCGUCACACCUCCGUCACACAUCGCUUAAAACCUUCUCGCCGCAUUUACGCUCGUUUCGCACUUACGGCAUGCACUUUGUAUUUAUACGUAUAUGCGUACGUGUAUAAUAUGUGCAUCCUCGAAUGAAUCCACGUCAGCCUUUGAGUACUUUGUGUCAUCUUUAACAUAGACGCUUGAAUAAUAAAAUAAGAUUUUAUACAUUCUCUCUUUUUUUCUUUCUUUUGCGUAUCACAAUUAGAUACAUGCAUCUAUUAUAUUAGAUAGUAUGUAAACUUUUUAUACGUCAUUACAAAUGUUAUAGAGACUGAAAAAUCUAAAUAUUCCAAUUUUAACUCAAUUAAUAUGGAAAAAUAUUUGAUACGAGAAUUUCUAUUAAAGUGUCUUAUAAUAUAAUAUAUACAACUGUAACAUAAGCACAGCUUACAACAAGUAAUCACUUCAAUCGAUAGUUCUAUGAUAGAUUAUUUUCAUAAAAGUGUACAAAAGAAUUUAAAAAUAUUUUCUGUGAUAUUCCAUAUUGAACGAAAAGAGGGACGAGCAAUUGUAUGCUUUUAGUUUACAUCUAUACAUAAGACAAGUGAAAUAAUAUUAAAUAGUAUGAAUAAUGAUGAGUAUAAAAUUUUUACAGAAAUGCGUUCUAAAAAAAAACGAUCACUCCAAACCAAGAGAUUGAAAAAUCCACUUAUAAGGAAAAAAAUGUCAAAUAAAUUUAUAUGGCUUUAACGAUCUUGCUCAAAAUCUCGAGAUCUAUUGCGUAAAUUCUGAAAGAGACAAUAAGAGCAAAAGAGACACUCGGUAAGUACUCUAAGCGCAGUACGUCAGAAGAGGGGGUGGUGUAAAGGUAUUCCGUUCUUACCAAGAGUGGGGGCGCAAAGGGCUGAAAUAACCAGGGGCAAAGGUCGCUCAGUCGCUCUGUGUCCACUGACUGGCAGAGUUUUAUUCCAAAUGCGUCUACCUUCCAUUGAUGAUUGAUAUUGCUUAUUUUCGUGCGCGUGUGUACUAAUCCGAAGUGUGUAGAAUGGCAUCGAGAUCAGUGAAAUGAAUCUUAAUUGAUAUUCCCUGAUAUAUAUUCAUUACUUUGUAAUUCGUUCUCAAUGAUUAUUUGUACUAUGAUUAUUCAGCAUAAAUUCCUGUAAAACUAACAUUGAUUAUUAUUCUGCUAAUCAUACAUGGAAAUAGCAAUACAUGCUACUUCUCUUUCAAAUAAAAAAAAUGUAAGAUCGUAAUAAACCUUAAAAUUGCAAGACGACCGUAGAGUCUGUUGAAAAAGCAAGAAAACGAAUUCUCAAUGCGCGUAAUUCCGGAGACGAUGGGCUUAUCGUUUAUCAGUUUUCGAAAGCGCCGUUUAUAUGGCACAAGAUUAGGCCAAAAUAUUAAAUUCGGCGCGUAAUGUGGAGAAUUCAGACGCAUCCUCUACAUCUUCAGCAGGAUACCAGAUUACACCCUUCGGCCGCUGCGAUCCUCUACAACGAAAGGUUCAGCCUCCUACAACGCACUUGCUCGCUGAUUGGAUCAACGGCUGGAGCCGGCGGCUCGGGGGCGGUCGGAGGCGGACAGGUUCAGCUCUGGCAAUUCCUGCUGGAGCUGCUCUCGGAUUCGUCCAACUCGUCCUGCAUCGCGUGGGAGGGCUCGAACGGAGAAUUCAAGCUCACCGAUCCGGACGAAGUCGCGCGCCGUUGGGGCGAGCGCAAGAGCAAGCCUAACAUGAAUUACGACAAGCUGUCACGUGCAUUGAGAUAUUACUAUGACAAGAACAUAAUGACAAAAGUUCAUGGUAAACGUUAUGUUUACAAGUUCGAUUUCCAUGGUUUGAGAAUGGCUUGUCAGUCACAAGCUGGCAUUAUGUUGGAAGCGUCAACGUCGUCGCGCAUGACAACAAAUGCGAACUGCCAUCCUCAUCAUCAGGCUCCUCGUACUCAUCGUUUAUAUCCAGUUGGAGCUACCCAGCACUCUAUACCAUCCUCCUUGCAAUCGGAAACAUCCUCUUCUAAUAGUCAACAACAGCCGCCACCACCGCUGCCACCGCCGCAUUAUUGGCAAUAUCGAUAUUCACCAUCGACAUAACAUUACUUUCAACUUCUUUUAGGCAUGCGAGGCUGAUGUAAACUUCAGUGGACGUUCGCGCUCUUUCGAUUCCUUUUCCUUCUUGUCCAUUUUAUCAUCAUACAUUGCGGUUUUACAUCAUACAUAAUCAUUUCUUCAUAUCUUAAAACGUUAAAAAGAAACAUUAGCUUUAGUUUUCAUUGUUAAUCGACACAUCUUAAGAAAGAACUGUACAUGACGAUAAUAUUGAAAAUUUACAUACAUAGAACGCGAAAUAUUUUAAACAUUUAGUGUUGCAAUCACUGGGGAUUCCUUCACUUCACAAUCGCGCUCCAAGGCGGAAGCUUGUAAAUAUAUCAGUCUUGUAUUCAAAGCAAUACAAUCUACUAUAAUCUACUAUAACAAUUGAUCUAGCUCGUUAAUAGAAUCAGGACCGAUCUCACCAAUUCCAAUUUUAAAAAAUUAGCCGAUUAAAUUUAUAGAUUGUCAACAGCAAAACUUAAAA
Monomorium pharaonis (pharaoh ant) is the source of this 4398-nucleotide messenger RNA. RefSeq names its product ETS domain-containing transcription factor ets-5. The transcript is spliced from 3 exons. Gene Ontology annotation, biological process: regulation of transcription by RNA polymerase II; cell differentiation. NCBI's taxonomy places the organism in Eukaryota, Metazoa, Arthropoda, Insecta, Hymenoptera, Formicidae. Gene Ontology annotation, molecular function: DNA-binding transcription factor activity, RNA polymerase II-specific; sequence-specific DNA binding. Gene Ontology annotation, cellular component: nucleus. Bases 3240 to 3914 code for a protein of 224 amino acids. The record is from RefSeq and is a predicted model, not a curated record.